This is a messenger RNA of Asparagus officinalis (garden asparagus), 1187 nucleotides long. RefSeq names its product isoflavone reductase-like protein. The transcript has 5 exons. NCBI's taxonomy places the organism in Eukaryota, Viridiplantae, Streptophyta, Magnoliopsida, Asparagales, Asparagaceae. Bases 52 to 972 code for a protein of 306 amino acids. The record is from RefSeq and is a predicted model, not a curated record. Gene Ontology annotation, molecular function: oxidoreductase activity.
UCCACUACUACACCGAGCUAUUUGCAUAAUAUAUACAUUUCAUCUUCAUCAAUGGCGAGCAGGAUCUUGAUCAUCGGCGGCACCGGAUACAUUGGCAAGUUCAUCGUCAGUGCAAGCGCAAAAUCCGGCCACCCUACCGUCGCCCUGGUGAGGGACACUGCUCCCUCAGACCCUACAAAGGCAAAACUUCUAGAAGAAUUUACGAACUCUGGUGUCACAGUUGUUAAGGGGGACUUGUAUGAUCAUGAGAGCUUGGUGAAGGCAAUAAAGCAAGUGGAUGUGGUGAUAUCAACGGUUGGAGCUAUGCAGAUAGCUGACCAGACUAAAAUCAUUUCUGCCAUUAAAGAAGCUGGAAAUGUCAAGAGAUUCUUGCCUUCAGAGUUUGGACUUGACGUGGAUAGAGCCCAUACUGUCGAGCCAGCAACAUCAGCAUUUGCACCCAAGGUUCAAAUUAGAAGAGCAGUUGAGGCUGAGGGAAUACCCUACACCUUUGUAUCCUCCAACUACUUUGCAGGGUACUCUCUCCCUACUCUAGCGCAAACGGACUCCUUUGGUCCUCCUCAAGACAAACUCACCAUCUUUGGUGAUGGCAAUGUCAAAGCAACUUUCGUGAAUGAGGAAGAUAUCGGCACGUACACCAUUAGAGCUGUUGAUGAUCCGAGGACAUUAAAUAAGAUUUUGUACAUUAGACCUCCGGGCAACGUUUACACUCAUAAUGAGCUUAUAUCUUUGUGGGAGAAAAGGACUGGCAAAAGCUUUGAGAAGGUUUAUCUUACUGAAGAGGAGGUUUUGAAGAAGACUCAAGAAGCUCCAUUUCCGAUCAAUAUUGUGAUGGCAAUCAAUUACUCAAUUUUUGUUAAGGGAGAUACCACAAAUAUAAAGAUUGAUCCAUCAUUUGGUGUUGAAGCUUCUGAGCUCUAUCCUGAUGUUAAGUAUACAACGGUUGAAGAAUACAUUAGCCGUCUUGUUUGAAGAAUAACUUCAUGAAUUUGCGUGUUAUAUAUAAUCUAUGUAUGUUGGUGGAUGUUAUUUUCUUGAUGUCAGUUAAGAUUGAAUAAUGACUUCAUUUUGUUGAUGUCAAAAUGAGAUUUAAUGAUGAUAAUUAUGGCGAUGUGAUGAACAUCUGGAUUUAAACUUUCUAGUCAUUAAUUUUAAAGUUCCUCGAACAUCGCUUCGACUUGUAUGGA